GACAUUGAAACAUAUAAUACUAACCUUCAGUUGGCAGCUGCUCCAAGAUGGUUAACCAAACAAGAAGCUAGAGUUGGGAAGUUGCACUCCUCCCUUGUCCUUUCCUUUAAGUCUCAAAAAGAACUCAAACAUGCACUGAGAAACAGAUUGAUAAUUGCAGGAACCCCAGUCAGAACCUCAGAGUUUGUGGAUACCAGACCCUCAACACAAUGCAGGAACUGCCAGAAGUUUGGACAUCACCAGAAGGUCUGCAGACAUGAUACAAGAUGUCAACUCUGUGCUGGUGAACACUCAACCAGACUGCACAAGUGUGCAACCUGCCAGGCCAAUAAGGAAUGUCCCCAUACCUUACUUAAGUGUGCUAACUGUGAGGGAACCCACAAGUCUACUGAUCAGAGGUGUACAGUU
Tuber aestivum (summer truffle) is the source of this 408-nucleotide messenger RNA. The record is from the annotation of a GenBank genome assembly. Lineage: Eukaryota; Fungi; Ascomycota; Pezizomycetes; Pezizales; Tuberaceae.